Prionailurus viverrinus (fishing cat) is the source of this 6440-nucleotide messenger RNA. RefSeq names its product collagen type V alpha 1 chain (gene COL5A1). The record is from RefSeq and is a predicted model, not a curated record. NCBI's taxonomy places the organism in Eukaryota, Metazoa, Chordata, Mammalia, Carnivora, Felidae. Gene Ontology annotation, molecular function: extracellular matrix structural constituent. Bases 368 to 5884 code for a protein of 1838 amino acids. The transcript is spliced from 66 exons.
CCAAGGCGAGGUCGGCACUCCCCGUCCCCGCGGCUGGCGCAGGACCUCGCUCGAGCGGAGCGCGCACGGGGAGCGGGUCGCGGGGCGGCGGCGGCGAGGAGGCGGCGAGAAGGAGUCGGAGGGGGCGAGGAGGCGAGGGCGGCGAGCCGAUAGGGGUCCCGGCCGCCCCGCGGGCCAAGGUCGACCCCCCGCGCGUGGGCGAGCGCGCCAGCCGGCCCCCGCGCGAGGGCCACCGCCACAAAGACAACGCCGGCGGCUGCUCCCCAUGACUUCCUAGAGCGCGCGGUCCCCGCCGAGUCCGCUCCCUCCCGGGCCGCGCCCCGCGCCCCCGUGCGUCCCCGCGCGCCCCGACCCGCGCCCCGCCGGCAUGGACGUCCACACCCGCUGGAAAGCGCGCAGCCCGCCGCGCCCGGGCGCCCCGCUGCUGUCCCCACCGCUGCUGCUGCUGCUGCUGCUGCUGCUGUGGGCGCCGCCUCUGAGCCGCGCAGCUCAGCCAGCAGAUCUCCUGAAGGUUCUAGAUUUUCACAACUUGCCUGACGGAAUAACAAAGACAACAGGUUUUUGUGCAACGCGGAGAUCUUCCAAAGGCCCAGAUGUCGCUUACAGAGUCACGAAAGAUGCUCAGCUCAGCGCACCUACCAAGCAGCUGUAUCCUGCGUCUUCAUUUCCCGAGGACUUCUCCAUUCUAACCACUGUGAAAGCCAAGAAAGGCAGCCAGGCCUUCCUGGUCUCCAUCUACAAUGAGCAGGGCAUCCAGCAGAUCGGCCUGGAAAUGGGCCGCUCUCCGGUUUUCCUCUAUGAGGACCACACAGGGAAACCAGGGCCAGAGGACUAUCCCCUCUUCAGGGGCAUCAACCUGUCGGAUGGCAAGUGGCACAGGAUCGCUCUCAGCAUCCACAAGAAGAACGUCACCUUGAUCCUGGAUUGUAAAAAGAAGACCACCAAGCCCCUCGACCGCAGCGACCACCCCGUAAUCGACGUCAACGGCAUCAUCGUGUUCGGAACCCGGAUCCUGGAUGAGGAAGUGUUUGAGGGUGACAUCCAGCAGCUGCUCUUUGUCUCGGACCAUCGGGCGGCUUACGAUCACUGUGAGCACUACAGCCCAGACUGUGACACCGCGGUCCCCGACACACCCCAGUCACAGGAUCCCAACCCGGAUGAAUAUUACCCAGAAGGAGAAGGGGAAGGUGACGCGUACUACUACGAGUACCCCUACUACGAGGACACAGAGGACCCGGGCAAGGAGCCCGCCCCCACCAACAAGCCCGUGGAAGCUGCUAGAGAGACCACAGAGAUUGCCGAGGAGCAGACCGCAGCCCCCACGGCAGCCCCCUCAGUGCCCGACACCAGCGAGGGGGCCGGGAAGGAGGACGACCCCGGCCUCGGGGUCUACGACUACAUGCCCAGCGAGGACUACUACACGCCCGCCCCUUAUGAGGACCUGAACUACGAGGGCUUCGAGAAUCCCGACCUGCCCCCCGAUCACGGCGCAGGGGCCGAGGUUCCCACCAGCACGACCAGCGCGGCCAACGCCUCCAAUCCUGCUCCGCCUCCGGAAGAUGACUUGGAAGGCGAGUUUACGGAAGAAACCAUCAGGAACCUGGACGAGACCUACUAUGACCCCUACUACGACCCCACGGUGUCCCCGUCGGAGAUAGGGCCGGGCAUGCCCGCCAACCAGGACACCAUCUACGAAGGGAUCGAAGGACCCCGAGGAGAGAAGGGCCAGAAGGGAGAGCCUGCCAUCAUUGAACCAGGCAUGCUUAUGGAGGGGCCGCCAGGCCCCGAAGGCCCCGCAGGUCUCCCAGGACCUCCGGGAACGAUGGGACCCACCGGCCAAGUGGGUGACCCUGGAGAAAGGGGUCCCCCUGGACGCCCAGGCCUUCCAGGGGCUGAUGGGCUGCCCGGCCCUCCUGGAACCAUGCUCAUGUUGCCCUUCCGCUUUGGAGGGGGCGGUGACGCUGGCUCCAAGGGUCCCAUGGUGUCGGCUCAGGAGUCCCAGGCUCAGGCCAUCCUGCAGCAGGCCCGGCUGGCGUUGAGGGGGCCAGCUGGCCCGAUGGGUCUGACGGGGAGGCCCGGCCCCAUGGGCCCUCCGGGGAGCGGAGGUCUGAAGGGCGAGCCGGGAGACAUGGGGCCUCAGGGUCCCCGAGGAGUGCAGGGCCCGCCUGGCCCGGCCGGGAAGCCUGGAAGAAGGGGCCGAGCUGGGAGUGACGGAGCAAGAGGGAUGCCGGGGCAAACGGGCCCGAAGGGCGACCGCGGCUUCGACGGCCUGGCUGGACUGCCGGGGGAGAAGGGCCACCGGGGUGACCCUGGUCCUUCUGGCCCACCAGGACCUCCGGGAGAUGAUGGAGAUCGGGGUGAUGAUGGAGAAGUCGGGCCCAGAGGGCUGCCCGGGGAACCCGGGCCGCGUGGUCUGUUGGGGCCAAAGGGGCCCCCGGGCCCUCCUGGACCUCCGGGUGUGACGGGUAUGGAUGGCCAACCAGGUCCGAAAGGAAAUGUGGGCCCCCAGGGAGAGCCCGGCCCCCCGGGACAGCAGGGCAAUCCAGGUGCCCAGGGUCUCCCAGGCCCCCAGGGUGCAAUCGGUCCUCCAGGGGAAAAGGGUCCCCUGGGGAAACCAGGCCUGCCAGGAAUGCCCGGUGCUGACGGACCCCCGGGGCACCCUGGCAAGGAAGGCCCUCCAGGAGAGAAAGGAGGCCAGGGUCCACCCGGCCCCCAGGGCCCCAUCGGCUAUCCGGGUCCCCGAGGAGUCAAGGGAGCUGAUGGCAUCCGCGGCCUGAAAGGUACCAAGGGAGAGAAGGGUGAAGACGGCUUUCCUGGGUUUAAAGGCGACAUGGGAAUCAAGGGCGAUCGGGGGGAGAUCGGCCCCCCUGGUCCCAGAGGAGAAGAUGGCCCCGAAGGCCCGAAGGGUCGUGGAGGUCCAAACGGCGACCCGGGUCCUCUGGGACCCCCUGGGGAGAAGGGAAAACUCGGAGUGCCGGGAUUACCAGGUUACCCGGGAAGACAAGGGCCCAAGGGUUCUAUCGGAUUUCCUGGCUUUCCUGGUGCCAACGGAGAGAAGGGCGGCAGGGGCACACCUGGGAAGCCAGGACCACGGGGGCAGCGAGGCCCGACGGGUCCGAGGGGCGAACGGGGCCCCCGGGGCAUCACUGGGAAGCCUGGCCCCAAGGGCAACUCUGGAGGCGAUGGCCCCGCUGGCCCUCCGGGUGAACGGGGACCCAAUGGACCCCAAGGACCCACCGGUUUCCCUGGACCCAAGGGCCCUCCUGGCCCUCCGGGCAAGGACGGGCUCCCGGGACACCCUGGACAGAGAGGAGAGACCGGUUUCCAAGGCAAGACCGGCCCCCCAGGGCCCCCGGGCGUCGUGGGCCCUCAGGGUCCCACAGGAGAAACGGGCCCAAUGGGCGAGCGUGGCCACCCCGGGCCCCCAGGCCCCCCCGGUGAGCAGGGGCUCCCCGGCCUUGCCGGGAAAGAAGGGACGAAGGGUGACCCAGGUCCUGCCGGCCUCCCUGGGAAAGACGGCCCUCCUGGACUGCGUGGUUUCCCUGGGGAUCGGGGGCUUCCCGGUCCAGUGGGAGCACUCGGACUGAAAGGCAGCGAAGGCCCCCCUGGCCCGCCAGGCCCCGCGGGAUCCCCCGGAGAGAGAGGCCCGGCCGGUGCUGCUGGGCCCAUCGGAAUCCCAGGGAGACCCGGGCCCCAAGGACCUCCAGGGCCGGCUGGGGAGAAAGGAGCUCCUGGUGAGAAGGGUCCCCAAGGCCCAGCUGGCCGAGAUGGCCUCCAGGGUCCCGUGGGGCUCCCCGGUCCGGCUGGCCCCGUGGGCCCCCCCGGAGAAGACGGAGACAAGGGAGAGAUCGGGGAGCCUGGACAGAAGGGGAGCAAAGGGGACAAGGGCGAGCAGGGUCCGCCUGGGCCCACCGGUCCUCAGGGCCCCAUCGGACAGCCAGGCCCCUCCGGAGCCGACGGCGAGCCGGGCCCUCGUGGCCAGCAGGGCCUUUUUGGGCAGAAAGGUGACGAAGGUCCAAGAGGAUUUCCUGGGCCCCCCGGGCCAGUGGGGCUGCAGGGUCUGCCGGGACCUCCCGGAGAGAAGGGCGAGACUGGGGACGUGGGUCAGAUGGGACCCCCGGGCCCCCCCGGCCCCCGAGGACCCUCUGGAGCUCCAGGCGCUGACGGGCCACAAGGGCCUCCGGGUGGCAUAGGCAAUCCCGGUGCGGUGGGAGAGAAGGGUGAGCCUGGCGAAGCCGGAGAGCCUGGCCUGCCUGGAGAGGGGGGCCCUCCGGGACCCAAAGGAGAAAGGGGCGAGAAGGGCGAGUCGGGCCCUUCUGGUGCAGCUGGACCCCCUGGACCCAAAGGCCCUCCUGGGGACGACGGUCCCAAAGGCAGCCCCGGCCCUGUCGGCUUUCCUGGAGAUCCUGGUCCCCCCGGAGAGCCUGGCCCCGCGGGUCAAGAUGGCCCCCCUGGUGACAAAGGGGACGACGGUGAGGCUGGGCAAACGGGAUCCCCGGGCCCUACUGGUGAACCGGGACCGUCUGGGCCUCCAGGAAAAAGGGGCCCCCCCGGCCCCGCAGGCCCCGAAGGCAGACAGGGAGAGAAGGGAGCCAAGGGGGAAGCCGGCUUAGAAGGCCCUCCUGGGAAGACUGGCCCCAUUGGCCCCCAGGGGGCCCCUGGGAAGCCUGGCCCCGAUGGCCUGCGAGGGAUCCCUGGCCCUGUGGGUGAGCAAGGUCUCCCAGGCGCCCCAGGCCCCGACGGCCCCCCCGGCCCCAUGGGUCCCCCAGGACUCCCCGGCCUCAAAGGAGAUUCUGGCCCUAAGGGGGAAAAGGGUCAUCCAGGCUUGAUCGGGCUCAUCGGACCUCCGGGCGAACAGGGUGAAAAGGGCGACCGCGGUCUCCCCGGCCCCCAGGGCUCCUCCGGCCCUAAGGGCGAACAGGGCAUCACUGGUCCUUCCGGCCCGAUCGGCCCUCCGGGCCCUCCUGGCUUGCCGGGUCCUCCUGGGCCAAAAGGUGCUAAGGGCUCCUCGGGUCCCACUGGCCCGAAGGGUGAGGCAGGCCACCCAGGACCCCCCGGGCCGCCGGGUCCCCCCGGCGAGGUCAUCCAGCCCCUGCCGAUCCAGGCAUCCAGGACCCGGCGGAACAUCGACGCCAGCCAGCUGCUGGACGACGGGGCCGGCGAGAGCUACGCGGACUACGCGGACGGCAUGGAGGAGAUCUUUGGCUCCCUCAACUCCUUGAAGUUAGAGAUUGAGCAGAUGAAGCGGCCCCUGGGCACGCAGCAGAACCCCGCACGCACCUGCAAGGACCUGCAGCUCUGCCAUCCCGACUUCCCGGACGGUGAAUACUGGGUAGAUCCUAACCAAGGCUGCUCCAGAGACUCCUUCAAAGUUUACUGCAAUUUCACGGCCGGAGGGGCGACGUGCGUCUUCCCCGACAAGAAGUCCGAGGGGGCCAGGAUCACUUCUUGGCCCAAAGAAAACCCGGGUUCCUGGUUCAGUGAAUUCAAGCGCGGUAAACUGCUCUCCUACGUGGACGCCGAGGGCAACCCCGUGGGUGUGGUCCAGAUGACCUUCCUGCGCCUCCUGAGUGCCUCCGCCAACCAGAACAUCACCUACAACUGCUACCAGUCGGUCGCCUGGCAGGACGCGGCCACGGGCAGCUACGACAAGGCCAUGCGCUUCCUGGGCUCCAACGACGAGGAGAUGUCCUACGACAACAGCCCCUACAUCCGCGCCCUGGUGGAUGGCUGUGCUACGAAGAAAGGGUAUCAGAAGACCGUGCUGGAGAUCGACACCCCCAAGGUGGAGCAGGUGCCCAUCGUGGACAUCAUGUUCAAUGACUUCGGUGAAGCGUCACAGAAAUUCGGAUUUGAAGUGGGGCCAGCUUGCUUCCUGGGCUAGGAGCCGCGAGCCCGACCCCCGAGAGCAACCUCGUGACCUCAGCGCGCCGUCUGCGGGCGUCCUGGACAGUGAAGGCCCCUCGUCCCUCCCCCGACCUCGUCUGCGCCCGGCUCCACGCCGAGCCGGACCCCAGACCCACAGAGCAAAGGAAGAGAGCUGAGUCCCCACCCCGGAGCCGAAUCACAUGACCUAGACGGCCCACCGCCACCGGCACCCCGCUGUCUCAGCGCCCUUCCGUCGCCACCACGCCACGGGGACGGGAAGGGGGCCGCACUUCUUGCCACGGAGCGGGGGUGGGGGCUGCACUAUUCGGAGAUCCCUUUUUUUGUUGGUUUUUUUUUUUUUUUUAAUUCAACUUGAAGAUGUGUAUUCCCCCUUCAAAACGUGUUCUGAGGUGAGCCUUGUAAGGGUCAUCCCCACCUUGCCAGAGCGUCUGUUCUCAACUACACGAUCCAUUCGCGGGCGAAAUGUCGUUCCGCAUGUGCCUUUCCGAUGGAUUCAAGGUGCUUCCGUUUUUGUGAGUUUUAAGUAAAUAUUUGUAUUGUAUUGUCAUAAA